AUGGGUGUUGCUGAAACCAUUCAUGGUUGGUUUGUAAAGCCCCGAGUAUUGGAACCAAGAACGGUUUACUUCAACCAAGAAUUACCACCUUCAGAGAUUGAUCAAAAGUCUCAUAGACCAUUGAAAAUAUAUGAUAAGAAUGAAAUUAGAACUACAAAAUAUACUCCAUUCUCCUUCAUUCCCAAAAAUUUGUUUUUCCAAUUCCAAAAUAUUGCAAAUGUUUAUUUCCUCUUCUUGAUUAUUUUAGGUGCUUUCCAAAUCUUUGGUGUUCAAAAUCCAGGUCUGGCUGCUGUUCCAUUAUGUGUCAUUGUUGUUGUUACAGCUAUUAAAGAUGCAUUUGAAGAUUCUAGAAGAACAAUAAGUGAUUUAGAGGUUAAUAAUAACCCAAUUUCAAUUUUACAAGGUGUUGAAAAUUACAAUGUUGAUGAGAAAAACAUCCCGUUCCGUUCAAAAUUAAGUAAUUUCAAUUCAUCAAUUUUCGUUUGGAUCUUGAACACAUUUGGUAAAUUGUUUAAAAAGAAACAAAUCAUUGAUACUUCAACUGAACCAAGAGGUUCUUUAGAAACUUACCAUUCAUCACUGAGACCAAGUCUUGAUAACACAAAUACAAAUGAUAUCCCAGCAGGAGUUGAUCAUAUUUUAAAUAAGAACCAAACUAAUGCAUCACAACCAAGGUUUAAGAAAAGUUAUUGGAAAAAUGUUAAAGUUGGUGAUAUUGUUAGAAUCCGUAAUAAUGAAGAAGCUCCAGCUGAUGUCAUUGUCCUAUCAAGUUCUGAUCCUGAUAAUAGAUGUUUUAUUGAAACUAAAAAUUUGGAUGGUGAAACCAAUUUGAAAUCUCGUCAAGGUUUGAAAUCUACUUCCCAACUAAAACAUGCUAGAGAUUUAGCACAAUGUAACUUCCAUAUCAAGAGUGAAGCACCAAGUAUGAACUUGUACAACUAUCAAGGUUCUCUAAAUUGGGAAGAUAAUGAAAAAAGUGAUUCUAGUGAUGAAACCAUCAAUAUCACCAACAUGUUGUUAAGAGGUUCAACUUUAAGAAAUACAAAAUGGGCCAUUGGUAUUGUGAUCUUCACAGGUCAUGAAACGAAAAUCAUGUUAAAUUCAGGUAUAACACCUUCCAAAAGAUCAAGAAUUUCUAAAGAGUUAAAUCUUUCAGUCUUGAUCAAUUUUGCAUUAUUAUUCAUCCUUUGUCUUGUUUCCGGUAUUGUUAAUGGUACUUUUUAUGAUCGGAAAGACACUUCAUUCAAAUUUUAUGAAUUCAAAGCUUAUGGUAGCACCCCUGCAGUGAAUGGUAUCAUUUCAUUCUUUGUUGCUGUUAUCUUGUAUCAAGCUUUAGUGCCAAUUUCGUUAUACAUCUCUGUGGAAAUUGUGAAAACUUUACAAGCUCUAUUCAUUUAUUGUGAUGUUAAUAUGUAUUACGAGAAAUUGGAUUAUCCAUGCACCCCAAAAUCUUGGAACAUUUCAGAUGAUUUAGGUCAAAUUGAAUAUAUUUUCAGUGAUAAAACAGGGACUUUAACUCAAAACGUUAUGGAGUUUAAAAAAGCUACAAUCAAUGGUAAAUCUUAUGGAUUAGCUUACACUGAGGCUCAAAUGGGGAUGGAUAAAAGAAAAGGAAUUGACGCAUCAUCUGAAGCUGUUAAAUGGAAAAAAGUUAUAGACGAGGAUAGGGACAAAAUGAUUCAAAUAUUGAAAGAAUCCCCAGAAAAUACUCAUUUUGAUCCUGAAAAAUUAACAUUUAUUUCAAGUGAAUAUUUGACAGAUUUGGAUAACAAGGAAGAUAAGGCACAGAGUGAAGCAAAUCAUCAUUUCAUGCUUUGUUUAUCAUUAUGUCAUACUGUCUUGACAGAACCAUUAAAAGAAAAUCCUGAUCAAUUUGAAUUCAAGGCAGAAUCACCAGAUGAAGCUGCAUUAGUCCAAGCUGCAAGUGAUGUUGGUUUCACUUUCAUUAAAAGAACGAGAUCUGGUGGGAUUGUUAAUAUUCAAGGAACUGAAAAAUCAUUUGAAAUAUUACAAAUUUUAGAAUUCAAUUCAACAAGGAAAAGAAUGAGUGUUAUCACUGAAUUAGAUGAUGAAAUUUUCUUGAUUUCCAAAGGUGCUGAUUCUGUUAUUUUUGCACGUCUUGAUCCUAAUGAAAAUGAUGAAGUUUUGUUAAACAAAACUGCUGAACAUCUUGAAGAAUAUGCUAGUGAAGGGCUGAGAACUUUAUGUAUCGCUGGUCGUAAACUUUCUAAACAAGAGUAUCAGGAAUGGAGUAAGCAAUAUGAUGCAGCAUCUUCAUCAAUGGAGGAUAGGGAUGAAAAAAUGGAGGAAUUGGCUAGUGAAAUUGAGUCAAAUUUAGUAUUGAUGGGUGGUACUGCUAUUGAAGAUCGUUUACAAAUUGGUGUUCCUGAAUCUAUUGAAACUUUAUCUAAAGCAGGUAUCAAAUUAUGGGUUUUAACAGGUGAUAAAAUUGAAACUGCUAUUAAUAUUGGGUUUUCAUGUAAUUUAUUAGGAAAUGAUAUGGAAUUAUUAGUGAUCCGUCCUGAUGAAGGGAAAGAUCCAAAACAAGAUAUGGAUUCUAAAUUAACUGAAUAUUUACAAAAAUUUAACGCAACAGGUUCAAUUGAAGAGUUGAAAAAGGCUAAAACUGAUCAUUCAAUCCCAGAAGGUCAAUAUGCAGUUAUUGUUGACGGUGCUGCGUUAUCUGCCAUUUUUGAAGAUGAAGAUUUACAAAGAAAGUUUUUGUUACUUUGUAAACAAUGUAAAUCUGUUUUAUGUUGUCGUGUGUCGCCAGCUCAAAAAGCUUCAGUUGUGAAAUUAGUUAGGGAUGCACUAGAUGUUAUGACAUUAUCUAUUGGUGAUGGUGCCAAUGAUGUUGCAAUGAUUCAAACAGCCAAUGUUGGUGUGGGUAUUGUUGGUGAGGAAGGUAGACAAGCUGCAAUGUCUUCAGAUUAUGCUAUUGGGCAAUUCAAAUUCUUAACAAGAUUGGUGUUGGUCCAUGGUAGGUGGUCUUAUAAACGUUUAGCUGAGAUGAUUCCUUCAUUUUUUUACAAAAAUAUUGCAUUCACAAUGACAUUGUUUUGGUAUGGUAUUUAUAAUGAUUAUGAUGGUUCUUAUCUUUUUGAAUAUACCUAUAUUAUGUUUUUCAACUUGGCAUUUACUUCAUUACCUGUUAUAUUUUUGGCUGUUUUAGAUCAAGAUGUUUCUGACAAGGUUUCUUUAAAAGUCCCGCAAUUAUACAUGAGUGGUAUUCUAAGAAAAGAAUGGUCUCAAUAUAAAUUUAUCUACUAUAUGAUUGAUGGUCUAUACCAAUCAGUCAUCACUUUUUUUUUCCCAUACUUGGUUUUCUAUAAAGGUGAUAUUGCAAGUUAUAAUGGAUUAAAUGUUGAUCAUAGAUUUUGGAUAGGUAUUUAUGUCUGUCAUAUUUCUGUCACCUCUUGUGAUAUUUAUAUUUUGUUGAGACAAUACAGAUGGGAUUGGCUGACUUUGUUGAUUAACUCUUUAUCUAUCUUAGUUGUGUUUUUCUGGUCCGGUGUUUGGUCUUCAUCAACUUUCUCUGGUGAAUUAUAUAAAGCAGCUGCACAAGUUUAUGGUCAAACUUCCUUCUGGGCAUGUUUCUUCGUCGGUGUUUUAGUUAAUGUCUUACCAAGAUUUGUCUUCACCACAUUAAACACUUUUUACAGACCAGGGGAUAUUGAUAUCAUUAGAGAAUGUGCAGUCAGAGGUGAUUUUGAAGAUACAGAUUCAAGUAAAGCUUCAUUAAGUGAUGAGGAAAAAGACAUUUCAUCAAAUAACAUGACUUCAACUCUAUCAAGAAUGUCAUUAGAUAGAGUGCAUACAACACAUGAGAUUCCAGGAUUGACUCAGGCACAUUCAUUAGUUAAAACAUUUACACAAGCAUCGUCUGUUAGAAAUGCUCAUGACUGA
Molecule: messenger RNA, 3906 nt
Organism: Hansenula anomala
Lineage: Eukaryota; Fungi; Ascomycota; Saccharomycetes; Phaffomycetales; Wickerhamomycetaceae
Exons: 1
Coding region: 1-3906 (1301 amino acids)
Biological process (GO): phospholipid translocation
Cellular component (GO): plasma membrane
Molecular function (GO): ATP hydrolysis activity; ATP binding; ATPase-coupled intramembrane lipid carrier activity
Source: RefSeq, a predicted model, not a curated record